Molecule: messenger RNA, 897 nt
Organism: Heteronotia binoei (common prickly gecko)
Lineage: Eukaryota; Metazoa; Chordata; Lepidosauria; Squamata; Gekkonidae
Product: taste receptor type 2 member 7-like
Exons: 1
Coding region: 1-897 (298 amino acids)
Biological process (GO): G protein-coupled receptor signaling pathway; sensory perception of taste; detection of chemical stimulus involved in sensory perception of bitter taste
Cellular component (GO): membrane
Molecular function (GO): bitter taste receptor activity; G protein-coupled receptor activity
Source: RefSeq, a predicted model, not a curated record
AUGUCCAUUGUAGCCUUACUAGGGAAUGGAUUUAUCAUCGUUGUGAAUGGCUACAGUUGGCUCCAGAGUCGGAAACUGAUCCCUUGUGGCCUUCUCCUGACCUGUCUGAGCCUCUCCAGGUUUCUAAUGCAGGGGCUUCUCAUGACGAACCGAUAUCUCUAUCUCAGCUCUCCAGGGACUUAUGAGUUUAGCUGUACGGAGCAGAUCAUAAACAUGGCCUGGAACUACUGCAACAUGGCCAGCUUCUCGAGCGACACCACUCUCAACGUCUUCUACUGCCUGAAGAUCACCACCUUUGCUCACCCCCCGUUCCCCUGGUUGAAGUCGAGAAUUGACAAGCUCGUGCCACAACUGCUUGCGAUACCCUGCAUUGCUUACGUGCUUCUCUCUCUCCCUUCGUACAUAGCUUAUGUGAAGGCAGGACAAUGCAACGUUCUGACAGCAAACGGGACAGAGUGGAGAAACCCAAAAACCAAUGAAGUGUUUAAGUUCUUGGCUCCUGCUCAGUUCACUCUCCCUGCCCUCUGUUUCGCCGUAUGCUUAGCCGCGUCCAUUCUUUUGUUCGUCUCUCUGUGGAGGCAUACGAGGAACCUGAAAAGGAAUGGCCUGGACAUGAAGGAUCUCAGUACUCAGGCCCAUCUGAAUGUCAUGAGGUCUCUGUUGUGCUUCCUUGUCUUCUUUGUUGUCUAUUUCGUUGUAUUGAAUGUUACGUUUGCACAUGAUUUUCGGUUCGACAGCAGUGGAGAACUGAUCACCAUCAUUCUGAUUUCUUCCUAUCCUUCUGCUCAUUCAAUCAUCUUAAUAGUGACCAAUCCCAAACUGAAAGAAAUGUGUGUCCGAAUUCUGAACAUUGUUAAAAGGUUCUCAUGUUCUUCAAGCAGCGGCAGUGCCGAAUAA